Messenger RNA from Paramecium sonneborni, 612 nucleotides. NCBI's taxonomy places the organism in Eukaryota, Ciliophora, Oligohymenophorea, Peniculida, Parameciidae. The record is from the annotation of a GenBank genome assembly.
AUGAAUCUUUGUCUUCUAAAAAACUUAAAUGAUUAAAUAAUCCUUUAAGUUGCAUCAUAAAUAUAUAGGAAUGAUUUAAAAUGCGUUAGCUAUUUUCCAAAUAGAAAUCAACCACAGUUUUUAGACAUAUUAGAAAUAUAAUUAAUUUAGUUGCAUAACUUAAGUAUAUUACGUUUAGCUUGCUUGUUUUAAUAAUGCUAUUCAAAAUCAUAAUUAAAUAUCGUUUUAAAUAAAAGAUAAGAAAAUAAAAUUAUUUUAUUCUUAAAUUAUUCAUCUGAAAUUGAUGAUAUUUUUUAGGGUAGGAUAAUGUUUUUUAACGCAAUUCGGAAUCAUUGUUUAAAUAUAAUAUAAUUAAAAUUUAUCAUUCGUUAAAGUGUAUCAUCAUAAGAAAGGCGUUUUUGGAUUAAUGACAAUAACAUUAGGCUCUAAUUGUUUAUAAAAAUAACUAAAAUUCGUAUUUUAAAAAUAAACUAGUAUGAUUAUGCCAUUAAUAUUCAUGCUUUGAAUAGCAAUUAUAGAGCAAAAUGCAUUAAGAAUGCAAAAUAUUUAAGUCUAUUAUAAAAUUUAUCUUAAAGAUUAUCAAUAUCUAGUUAUUAAUAAGAAAUACUUUGA